GACAUCAAUAUUUUGAACAAGAUGGCGGCAGAGUUUGAUAUUCGUCUGUACAACAUUGUUAUGCUAGGAAUAGCAUUUAUGUUACUUUUCACAGCUUUUCAAACUAGUUCAAUGGCUGAACAAAGUGUUAUAUCCAGUGCCAAAGCUGAUUCAAAAGGGUCUUUUAAUGGAGAUGGAUACACUAGUUUAUGUAUAAUUUACGUUGUGUUCUCCCUGGGGAAUUGGAUAGCCCCACCUGUUGUUGAUGCUAUAGGGCCAAAGAUAACAAUGUUAAUAGGAGCUGUUAUGUAUUGUCUUUUCAUAUUGCAAUUUUUGAAACCAAUGACAUGGGCCCUGUAUCUAGGAUCUGUUCUUGUUGGAUUUGGUGCAGCAAUUCUUUGGACAGCACAGGGUAAUUUCCUGACAAUUAAUUCUGACUCCGACACUGUGGCUAGAAACAGUGGAAUAUUUUGGGCACUUUUACAAUGCAGUUUAUUAUUUGGAAACAUAUACAGUUAUUUUGUGCUGAAAGGAAGUGCCAACAUCACAUCAGGGGAGAGAACUAAGUUAUAUACAGCUUUAAGUGGAGCUGCAGUGGCUGGAACCUUGUGUUUCUUGUUUUUACGGAACAAAAGGACUUCAGAUGUGAAUGAUCUAGUCAAUCUUCCUAAAUCUGCAGAAUCCUCAGAACCCAGUUUAAAUACAGAAUCCAGUUUAAAUAUAGAUAAGACUAACAAAAAAGAUAGCCCACUGCAGUCAAUAGUCAGAUCAUUUCACUUAUUAAAGACCAGAGAAAUGUUAUUGCUAAGUGUAGCAAUAUUUUACACAGGAAUAGAACUGACAUUUUUUAGUGGUGUAUAUGGAACAUGUAUAUCAAAUAAUGCACAUUUUGGAAAUGAAGCAAAAGGCCUGCUGGGAAUUUCUGGCAUGUUUAUUGGUGCUGGGGAAAUUCUGGGUGGAGGUAUAUUUGGUUUAUUUGGAAAGAGGACAAACAGACAUGGUAGAGAUCCAAUAGUGGUAUUAGGAUAUGUUCUACAUAUGGCUGCCUUUUUUCUGAUAUUUAUAAACCUUCCAAGUGAAUCGCCAUUAAAGUUAUCAAACGAAGCUACAUAUUUAGUAUCAAAUAAAUAUAUUGCCAUUUUGUGUUCGUUUCUACUGGGUUUUGGAGACAGUAGUUUUAAUACUCAGCUUUAUUCCAUACUUGGCUUCAUGUUUCCAGAAGACAGCUCUCCUGCUUUUGCCUUAUUUAAAUUUGUACAAUCCAUAGCAGCAGCUGCUGGCUUUUUCUACAGUGACUACCUCAUACUACAGUGGCAGUUGUUAAUACUAGUCGUCUUAGGAACUGUAGGGACUUAUUGUUUCUGUCUAGUUGAGUGGGGUAGCAACAAGGCAGUCAGAGAAGGAUACCAGACUAUUUGAGAAUAAUAAGUUGUAAAGCCAUGGCAACUAUACUUACCUUUUGCCUUAAUUGACUGUGAUAUUUAUGUUGUUAGGCUGUGGAUGUAUAUUGGAGGAGAUGUGUAUUAAAUGUGUUUGUGCAAUAAAGACAUAGGUGCAAUAUGUACAAUAGAAACAUUUAUAUAUAUAGUUGACCUUGAUAAACUGUAGAUUCAGAAAUUAUUGUGAGGUUUUUAUUAUGGCAAAAUAUGCAACUGAGACGAAAUCGCAAAUAUUUAAAUUUGCAUUUUGAAAUAUUUUAAUAUGAAUUAAACAGGAUUUUCCUCAAAAUCAUGAAAAAAUGACAAAAUGGGGAUAAUAAGUGCACACAAUAAUUUCUGAAUAUACAGUAUUGCUUCAAUUAUUUUUUUAAUUAUAAACUUGUACAAAGGUUGUAAAUAUUGUGAAUUUACCAUAAUGAAAAUGAAAUUUUAGCCAAAAUGGAUGUUAUCAUGGUUUAACAAAUAUUAUAUGUUUAUGUUUUGAUUAAGAUUGUUGUCAGUUAAAAAAAAUUUAUAGUUCUGAAUAAUUUUUAUUCUCCAUUCCUUGUAACUAGGUUGUUAAAAAGAUGAAUUUCUUUAAUUUAAUGGCUCAGGGUCGUCAUUAAGGAUUUUUGAAGGUGAGUCCAGGGGAAUCUGUUAUAUUUGGCCACCAGUGAGAAGAAGAGGUUUUAUUGUUAUCUUAUUUAUUAAUUCAGUUUCCAUGACUUAAUCGAGCAAGAAAAUGACAUCAAAUACAGAUAACUUCUGCUAUAAAAUUAUGACAGGUUUGCUCAGUUGAGGCAACAUUUUUCAAUCUUGAUGCAGCAGCCCUCCUGUAACUGGGGCAAGUGGUGUAAUAGCACAACAUUUUUAAAAACAGAUUAUAAAAAUCAGUUGAAACGUUUCCAUUUUCAUGAACCCUUUUAGUUGCUUGAACCAAUUCCAAAUACAAGUCUUCAGAACUUAUAAUUUUAUAGAUAAUUAUGAUUAAAAAUAAUAUAUAACUCCUUCAUGCUGUAAUUUGUAACAGUAACAUAGAUUAUGUGUUUUCAUCAGAAGACAAAUAAAGGUCCUUGUGUUUACUUUUUGAAAAAAAAACUAAUCAUUUGAUGAAUAAGAUUUUACAGGAAAAAUAUGUCUCUUAUUUUAUAUGAAGUUCAUAUAAAAUAAGAGACAUAUUUUAUAGUUCAGAACUAUAUUUGGAUGGAGAGCUGUCUCAUUGGCACUCACACCACAUCUUCCUAUAUCUAUAUAUUGUCAAAUUAUAUAUUUGGAUGAUCAUUUAUUUUGUGUAAGUAUUGAUUAUUUUGAAAGUCAUUAUAUUCAUCCGGGACCAAUCUUAUGAAGUUUCAAUUUUUUAAAAGGCUAGAAUUUUCUUUAUGUUUUCGAUUAAUAUGUGCUUGAAUUCUAACUCAUUUGGAUUCUUUAUUAUUCAUUUGAUACCACUUUUUGUAGAUUGUGUGGUUUUAGGAGGAGCCCAAAUUGUAAUUUCGAUGAAUAACAAAUUUUCUAUUGGUUUAUAUAAAAAAGAAGAUGUGGUAUGAUUGCCAAUGAGACAACUAUCAACAAAAGACCAAAAUAACACAGACAUUAACAACUGUAGGUCACUGUACGGCCUUCAACAAUGACAAAGCCCAUACCACAUAGUCAGCUAUAAAAGGCCCCUGUAUGUUGACUUUGGCAAAUCCAGGAAAUUAAAAAUAAUUGAAAUUGCAACUUUCCCCAAUCCAAAAUGGGUAUCCUUGAAGUACACUUUAUUAGACCAUCAAAGUAAGUUUAUGAUGUAAGGCACUUGUAAAAAAUAAUAUCAAUGUAAAAUAUAGGGCUAAUCAAGGAAGAAAAUGUAACUUUUUUCAGUAUCUUUAUGUAUGCAGGAUAAAAAAAAAUCAAACUUCAACUUGUAUUAGCAAUCUAUUCGACUAUUAAACUCUUUUGUUUUAUGUUUAUCCUUAAUAUGUUAUCUUAUUUCAUCAGAGCUCUUGUAAUCUUGUUUACUCCUGGUGGUCCUUGAAGAGAUUUCUGGUCCUCACUUUUAUUUCUAUUGCAAAACACCAAAACUGUAUGUCCUUCCAAAAUCUGCUGGUCAAACCUAGGACCACUACUUUUCAAGAACUCUGAUUAGAUUUGACCAUACCUGUAUGGAAAUCUUAUUUUUACAUGCAACUGAGAUGAGAAAUCAGCAAAAUAUUGUGGAUUGAUUUUGUCAUAUAAAAUAUUAUGCUAAGUAGUAAACAUUCCUAUAACCUUUCUAAUAAAAUGU
Molecule: messenger RNA, 3657 nt
Organism: Mytilus trossulus (common blue mussel)
Lineage: Eukaryota; Metazoa; Mollusca; Bivalvia; Mytilida; Mytilidae
Product: UNC93-like protein MFSD11
Exons: 14
Coding region: 22-1398 (458 amino acids)
Source: RefSeq, a predicted model, not a curated record